AUGCACCGAUUCAAUAUAGACGCAAGAGCAACAGGGCAUCACCAACCAGCCGCUAUGUCGCAAGCUCCACCUCCCGCACUGUCCAUCGAACCCCGAGCUAAGCCAAAAGCGAUCGAGUCCACAUCAGAGCAACCGACUCCUGUCCUUCCCAUGUCUCAGAGACUCUGGGAUGCUGCGUACAACAGCCUCGCGGAGGACAAGGAUACCGCAAAGCUUGUCGAGUCGUACAUGGAAACCCUGAACAAAGUUCUAGGGGACAGGACUGUUGAACCCGCCGUCGACGUUUCCUCAACACUGAAAGACCCGAGCCAGCGGCAGGCGCACAUGAGAAAGCUGGUAGAGGAAGGCCAAGCAAAAAUUUCCAAGUUGUUGAAGAUUACGCAGGGAGUCGGUGAUGCCGCCCAAUUCGUUCUCUCAGCCAAGGCCAUGGUCGACCUGGCGAUCCAGAACAUACCGCAAGCAGCGCUGCCGUGGGCUGGUGUCUGCAUUGGACUGCAGAUCCUGCUGAAUCCUGCUGAAGCAAUAGAGUCCAACCUGGCGGGCAUCGUGCAUGUUAUCUCCCGGAUGGACUGGUAUUGCGCCUUGACCGAACAUAUCCUAAGCCAGAACAACAUUGUAGUAGGGAAGGAGAGUUUCAAGUCUGUCCAGCUUCAGUUGGAAAACAGGAUCGUUGAGCUCUACAAGGCUCUCCUUCUGUAUCAGAUGAAGAGCGUUUGCUCUUUCUACCGGCAUAAAACCUGGAUCGUUCUCCGUGGCCUUGCGAAGGUCGACGACUGGGAUGCCUAUCUGAAGAGUGUCACAGAUACCGAGGCAACUCUUCAGACUGAUCUGAAUCAGUUUAACAGUCAGCAUACCAAGAGCCUCCUAGGGAAGCUUGUCGAGAAAGCGGAAGAAAGGAAAGCGCUACUUGGAGAUAUUCAUCAAGCUCUUCAAAGCAGCAUCGCUGUGCAAGAGAAGACCCACAAAGCUGUCCAGGAUGGCAACACUCUGCGCAAGGAGAUUCACCGAGAUGAGAAGGAUACGCAAUGCCUCCAAGACCUCCGCCUAACCGACCCGCGCGACGACAAGAAGCGCAUCCAAAACACGAAAGGUGGCCUGUUACGAGACGCGUAUCACUGGAUCCUUGACAACUCUGAAUUCCAACAAUGGCGCAAUAGCCUGGACAGCAACCUGCUCUGGAUCAAGGGCGAUCCCGGCAAGGGCAAGACAAUGUUACUCUGCGGUAUUAUCGAUGAGCUGCAGAAAUCGACUUCGGGAACAGGCCCUCUAUCAUUCUUUUUCUGCCAGGCCACCAACGAGCAGAUCAGCAAUGCCCCCGCCAUCCUACGCGGCCUCAUCUACAUGCUCCUCGACCAGCAGCCAUCACUUAUCCCUCAUGUACGGAAAAAGUACAAGCAUGCAGGAAAAGCCCUCUUCGAAGAUGCGAAUCGAUGGGUUGCUUUAUCCGAGAUCUUCAAAAACAUUCUGCAAGACCCAAGCCUGGAGGGCGCCUACCUGGUCAUCGAUGCGCUCGACGAAUGCAUAAGCGGCCGGCGAGAACUUCUCGAAUUUAUCGUCGAGAUGACAUCUACGGUUCCUCACGUCAAGUGGAUCGUCUCCAGUCGCAACUGGCCAGAU
Molecule: messenger RNA, 1617 nt
Organism: Canariomyces notabilis
Lineage: Eukaryota; Fungi; Ascomycota; Sordariomycetes; Sordariales; Chaetomiaceae
Exons: 2
Source: RefSeq, a predicted model, not a curated record